CGAGGCAGAGAGAAGAACAGCAUCCAAGUGUCCUUCACCCUGUCUAUCCAGGCAAAAUGAAAUUCAUUCUCUUCACCUUUGCUGCAGCCCAGAUCCUCUCCUGUUCUGGAAUUCCAUGUAGAAGUUCGACAUUUUCACAGAUUGGGAUUGUGAUUGAUGCUACAAUUGCAAAAGUGAAUGAAGAAUUCACGAUGAACAACCUCUUGGCUCUUGUGAAUUGUGAAGUGACAAGUGUUCAGGAUUUCGGAGAAGGUAUAUUCAAGGUCAACUUAACUGUUGAUGUCCAGGAGACUGUGUGCAACAGAAGCUCUGGAUUGGAUCCGGCAAAUUGUGCACUGAUACCUAUCCCGGAUGCUGUGAGUAUUCUAAUGUUAGCCAUUUGCUUCUCCAUUGUAAUUAAUCCUUUCACUGGAGGCUUUUGUCUGACAGUAAAAUGCACAAUGACCAAGCAUGGAACAUUUGAGAUUUAG
Messenger RNA from Carcharodon carcharias (great white shark), 470 nucleotides. RefSeq names its product secreted phosphoprotein 24-like. Gene Ontology annotation, biological process: bone remodeling. Bases 57 to 470 code for a protein of 137 amino acids. The transcript is spliced from 3 exons. The record is from RefSeq and is a predicted model, not a curated record. Gene Ontology annotation, cellular component: extracellular region. NCBI's taxonomy places the organism in Eukaryota, Metazoa, Chordata, Chondrichthyes, Lamniformes, Lamnidae.